Marmota monax (woodchuck) is the source of this 3082-nucleotide messenger RNA. It is a transcript of the gene Shd, whose product is annotated as Src homology 2 domain containing transforming protein D. The record is from RefSeq and is a predicted model, not a curated record. Gene Ontology annotation, molecular function: phosphotyrosine residue binding. Lineage: Eukaryota; Metazoa; Chordata; Mammalia; Rodentia; Sciuridae. The coding region runs from base 1837 to 2925 and encodes 362 amino acids. The transcript is spliced from 7 exons.
AGUGUGCAGACCCCCGCUGCUUUGGGGUCUUGGCCCUUGGGCUCUGGACCCGUUUCCCCAUCUGAAAAAUGGGGCUAAUAGUGGAGGGGAGGGAGAUCAGGGGGGACGGCUAAUUCCACAGGAGAUAUUGGUGCCACCCAAGCCAGCCACAGGAUGGUGUCCAGGCACAAAGGAGCCCCUGGGUAGCUGUGAGCCAGGCCACCUCCCGCUGUGCCUCAGCUUUCCCACAGGUAAAAGAGCGUCCUGGGUGGUAACUGCCCCCUCUGGCAAUCCUUCCUGGGCUCUUGGGUUUCCCCGUUAGGAUCCCCCUGUUAAGGAGGAGACCUGGGCACUAGGGAAGGCCCUGCCCUGGCCUGUGUCCUGAGGAGGGCUCAGCUCACAGGUAGUGCAGGUGACUUCCUCCAGGCCCCCGCUCCUCAGAGCUGUACUCCUGGGGGGCCUCGGUUCUUCCUGACACCCCUCACUCCAGUUACUAAGGGGAGCCCAGCAAGUGCCCGCCUGAGGAGAGAAAAGGCGCCCCCCCUUGUCUCUGACCCCCACACCUUGGGUGCCCUCCCCCCAGGCAGCUGCAGCGACCAGGACAGGCAGACCCCCCUCACUUCUUCCCCGCUUCCAGCCUCCCGCCCUGGAAGCCACAAAGGGACAGAUGCGAGGCCACCAGACAGGCACAGAUACCAUCUCCCUUACCCGGCCAGCUGCCCCAACCCCUCCCGGCCUUGCAAUGGGUCCCCUGGGGAGGGAGAGAGCCGAGACCUCAGGGGGAGGGGAGGCCAGUCCUCGGGGGGCCCUCCGCGGCGUGUCAAUUUCAGCCAGUGACCUCUCCGACAGUCCCACCCCCUCCACUGCCUGGUCAUCGGCUCAAUUUCGGCCCUCAAUAGCGGUCACUCUCAUCCCAUCUCCCGGUCAAUUUCGUCCCUUCUGGCGGUCAAGUCCAGCCCCCCCCCCCCCGCCCCCGCUCCCGGGAGGCUCUGCCUCCCGGGUCCUCUGGCGCCGGCCGGCGAGCUGUGUCCGCCCCAGGCUGUGCCCACCUGCCGCGCUCCUCUCUCGCCUCGGCGCAUCUCGGGCCUCCGGGUCAGUGUCCAGCUGCCGCGGUCUCGGCCCCAGCGACUCCUGCGCCCCCAGCCCCCUUCCCUCGGCGGCCGCGGCUCCCCUCCCUCCCUCCCUCCCCGGACCAGCUGAAGGUCUCUGUCACCUCAGAGGGGAGCGCAGGGGAGGGGAAGGGCGGGGAAGCCUUGACGUUGCUUCCCAGGACGCGGCCCGGGGCGGGUAGGGACGGGGCGACCGCGGGAGCGCCCCCUCCCCAAAGUCCCACCUCGCGGCCACGCGCGCCCGCGGUCGCGCGUAAAGUCCCCGAAAGCUUGAACGCGGAUUGCAGGAGGUUUUUAUUUCCCUUUGUGCGGUGGCUGGGGCCGGAUGGAGGCAGCCGGCCGGGGGCCUUGGGAUUAGGGCUCCCCCCAGCGCGGAGCGGAGAGCAACAAAGGAUGUACCCUGCCACCGUCCCCGCCGCGCAACUUCGCGCGCGGCGCUCGCGCCCCAGGGGAGCCGGCCAGCUGCGCUGAGAAGCCAGGCGUCCCGGCUGAGCAGGGCUGGGGGCGUCCUCGGGCGCCGCUCCCCGGACCUCGGAGCCCCAGCGAGGAUCCCGGAGCCUCCCAGGCGGCGGAGGCGGCGCCGCACACGGGAGUGCGCUGCCCGCGCAAAGUCUGCGCGCUUCCGCGGAUGCCCCUCGCCCCGGCCCUUCGACCCCGCGCGCGCCGCGUUCAGGGACUUGCCGGGCGCCCUUCACCCUGUGGUGCUUGGAGAGCGAGCUAAGCCAGGUUUGGGGUGACACAAGCCCAAAUGGCCAAGUGGCUUCGGGACUACCUGAGCUUUGGCGGUCGGAGACCCCCUCCGCAGCCGCCCACCCCGGACUACACGGAGAGCGAUAUCCUCAGGGCCUACAGGGUGCAGAAGAAUCUGGACUUUGAGGACCCCUAUGAGGACUCUGAGAGCCGCCCAGAGCCAGACCCUGCGGACCCCGGAGACACCAAGGGCCACGGAGACUCCAAGUUCGACUCUCCCAAGCACCGGCUCAUCAAAGUGGAGGCCGCAGACAUGGCCAGAGCCAAAGCCUUGCUGGACAACCCCGGGGAAGAGCUGGAAGUUGACACUGAGUAUUCAGACCCCUUUGAUGCCCAGCCUCACCCGCCACCCCCAGAUGAUGGCUACAUGGAGCCCUAUGACGCCCAGCGGGUCAUAAGUGAACUGCCCUGCGGCGCGGGGCUACAGCUGUAUGAUACUCCUUAUGAAGAGCAGGACCCAGAGCGGGGGGACGGGCCCCCUUUUGAUCAGAGGCCUCGGCAGAGUCGGCUGCCCCAAGAGGAUGAACGUCCAGCAGAUGAGUAUGACCAGCCCUGGGAGUGGAAGAAAGACCACAUCUCCAGAGCAUUUGCAGUGCAGUUUGACAGUCCAGAGUGGGAAAGGACCCCAGGCUCAAUCAAGGAGCUACGGAGACCCCCACCCAGAAGCCCCCAGCCCGCAGAGCGUGUGGAUCCUGCUCUGCCCCUGGAGAAACAGCCGUGGUUUCAUGGACCGCUGAGCCGCGUGGAUGCCGAGAACCUCCUGUCACUCUGCAAGGAAGGCAGCUACCUCGUGCGGCUCAGUGAGACCAGCGCCCAGGACUGCUCCCUGUCCCUCAGGAGCAGCCAGGGCUUCCUGCAUCUGAAGUUCACGUGGACCCGAGAGAACCAGGUGGUGCUGGGGCAGCACAGUGGGCCCUUCGCCAGCGUGCCCGAGCUGGUCCUGCACUACAGCGCUCGCCCGCUGCCGGUGCAGGGAGCCGAGCACCUGGCUCUGCUGUACCCCGUCACCAGUCACCACGCCGAGACCUUGAGUCGGCUGAGAGGGCCCGACAUCCUGCCGCUCAGCAGAGGUCUUUCUGGUCCCUGAGGAGGACUGGGGAAGGGAUGGACACACAGACCCCCUCCCCGCCCGCCCGUGCCAAGUCUCCAUCAGAGUGGCCUUCCGGGUCCCCGCUGUGUUCCAGGGCCCAGAUGGUGUCUAAAAGCCCUCCCCUGGCCCGGCAAUAAAGAAGCUGCUGUCUUUG